AUGUCCGCUGUGCCUUCCCUUCCUGAGGACACACCCUUGAUCGCGGGAAACAGCGUCAACAGCGAGACCACGCAGAACGCCGCCGCGGGGUUCAAACUUCACGAUGCACCAAUCGAGAACUUGAGGCCUAUGAAAGUCAUCGUGAUCGGGGCUGGAUAUUCAGGCAUCUAUCAUUCAAUACGAAUACCGGAGCGGCUUCGCAACGUUGAAUUGGUCGUGUAUGAGAAGAACGCGGGAGUAGGAGGCACCUGGUACGAGAACAGUUUGAACCAAACCACGAUUGGUCGGCGUUAUAUGCUCCGGCGCGCGAAAUCCCAAGCCUACCUCGAACGGACCGCGAAGAAAUACUCCGCUGACCGAUUCAUCAAGUUAUCGCAUGAAGUCAUCGAAUGCCGAUGGGAUGACACAAUCGCCAAGUGGAACGUGUCAGUCAAGAAUCUCACCACCGGCGAGAUCAUAAACGACCAGUCGGAUGUCUUGAUUAGCGCACGAGGAAAUUUGAACAAUCCUGCAUGGCCGAAUAUCGACGGCUUUGACACAUUCAAGGGUGAGGUGAUGCAUUCUGCAAAGUGGAACGAAGAGUACGACUUCACAAAUAAACGCAUCGCAGUUAUCGGCGCAGGCUCUUCCUCCAUUCAGAUUGUUCCCUCCCUCCAACGUAUCUCCGGGACACACGUCUCCACGUUCGUCCGAAGCAAAACCUGGAUUUCGCCUUCCUUUGGGCAAGCCCUUUGGGACAAACACGGCUUCGACGGCUUCAAGAUCCCACCAGACCUUCGCAAGCGAUUUGCGGAAGAUCCAGAGUAUUACGCACAAUUCCGGCUCGCGGUCGAGGCAGACGGCAAUGGCAUACACGCCGUGACAAUGAAAGGCACACCACUUCAAUUAGGUGGAAGGCAGAUGUUCGAAGAACACAUGAAGAAGCGCCUCGAAAGCACACCACAAAUAUUCGACGCACUCUUACCCUCCUUCUCCCCCGGCUGUAGACGCUUAACACCCGGCCCAGGCUACCUCGAGGCUCUCACGCAACCAAACGUCGCAUUUGUCACGUCGCCCAUAUCUAAGAUCUCCGAAAACGCUAUACAUACCGCUGAUGGCGGUACCCAUGAAAUCGACGCCCUCGUCUGCGCUACCGGCUUCCACGCCAAUACGUUUCCCCCCUUCCCCCUGACCGGUUCAAAAAAUUUGACGUUGAAGGAUAAAUGGUCCUCCCGCCCAACAAACUACCUCUCCCACUCCAUCUCCUCCUUCCCCAACCUCUUCACCAUGCUGGGCGCCAACUCCGCCAUCGGCUCCGGCAGCCUGACCACCAUGAUCGAAAACGUCGGCGACUACGUCAUUAAAGCCAUACGCAAAAUCCAGAAGGAAGACAUCGCCAGCAUGACUGUGAAGCCCGAGCGCGAAGAAGAUUUCACGGAGUAUGUGGAUGAGUAUUUCAAGGGAACAGUAUUUAGCGAAGAGUGUAAUAGUUGGUAUAAGAGCAAGCAGGAUGGAAGCAUAGUGGGGCUGUGGCCGGGAAGUACGCUGCAUUGUGUGGAGGCGAUGAGGAGUCCGAGAUGGGAGGAUUACGUGUACGUGUAUAGAGAUGAGCUUCCCGUCCAAAGCGAUCAACCCGAGGCAAGUACUGAUGAUACUGCGGUUGCGGAUGGAGAGAUUGGCGAUGCGGAGGGUAAGAGGAGGAGGAUUGAUAGUAUGGCUGUUGCGGAUGGGAGGCAGGGCGUGAAGAAGGGUACGAAGCGGAAGAGGGUGAAUCAGCUUAAGUGGUUGGGUAACGGGUGGAGUGUCAAUGAGGUUAAUGGGAAGGACUUGGCGUGGUAUCUUUACAAGGACUUCCUGCAGAAGCCUGUUGCGCCAAAGCCGGAAGAGAAUGAGGUGUUCAAGGCGAGGGCAUUUUCGUAUUAA
Molecule: messenger RNA, 1902 nt
Organism: Didymosphaeria variabile
Lineage: Eukaryota; Fungi; Ascomycota; Dothideomycetes; Pleosporales; Didymosphaeriaceae
Exons: 3
Coding region: 1-1902 (633 amino acids)
Molecular function (GO): NADP binding; flavin adenine dinucleotide binding; N,N-dimethylaniline monooxygenase activity
Source: RefSeq, a predicted model, not a curated record